Molecule: messenger RNA, 24408 nt
Organism: Stegostoma tigrinum
Lineage: Eukaryota; Metazoa; Chordata; Chondrichthyes; Orectolobiformes; Stegostomatidae
Exons: 179
Coding region: 1-23646 (7881 amino acids)
Biological process (GO): cell-matrix adhesion
Cellular component (GO): cell surface
Source: RefSeq, a predicted model, not a curated record
AUGAUUUUCAUUUAUCUCGACAGAUUGAAGGGACUGGAUAAUUUAUACCUAAAUUUCACACCCUCGCAGUGGCAGGAUAUCUACAAGUUCUGUAAAAACGUUUUGAAUUCUCAUCCCAGUUUAUCAGGUUUGCCAUGUGCUUCUAACACAACUGGAAUUCGUGAUUGGUUGCUGAAGAACUUUGAUAAAUUCAUGUCACAGAUUCCCUUCACCGAAUUGUUACUUUUGGACAAGGACUUCUCUGUGUUUGAAAUACUGGACUUCUUGAGUACAUCACAACUCUCUGGACUGACUGUGAAGUCACUGAAUAACGCAUCUGACAUCAGUAUGAUUAUUGACAUCCUGAGAAAUAAAAGCUUCACAGAUUUGGUUGCCUACAUUACCCAAUUUAUUAAUGACACACGGCAGAUGGACAUCACAUCCAUUCAACACACAGUAGUAAGAGACACAUUGUUGAAUGGGAUAAUGCAGCUGUUGGGACCUCGGUUUGUAAGAUUCAAUACCACAGAUUAUGUUGAGUGGUUUCAGAAAAGAUUAAAAUUGCUGCUGCCCAGUAUCACAGCCGAGGAGCUGGCCUCUAUCCCCACUAACAUCUCAUGUGAAUCAUAUCAAGCCAUAUUGAAGGGACUGGAUAAUUUAUACCUAAAUUUCACACCCUCGCAGUGGCAGGAUAUCUACAAGUUCUGUAAAAACGUUUUGAAUUCUCAUCCCAGUUUAUCAGGUUUGCCAUGUGCUUCUAACACAACUGGAAUUCGUGAUUGGUUGCUGAAGAACUUUGAUAAAUUCAUGUCACAGAUUCCCUUCACCGAAUUGUUACUUUUGGACAAGGACUUCUCUGUGUUUGAAAUACUGGACUUCUUGAGUACAUCACAACUCUCUGGACUGACUGUGAAGUCACUGAAUAACGCAUCUGACAUCAGUAUGAUUAUUGACAUCCUGAGAAAUAAAAGCUUCACAGAUUUGGUUGCCUACAUUACCCAAUUUAUUAAUGACACACGGCAGAUGGACAUCACAUCCAUUCAACACACAGUAGUAAGAGACACAUUGUUGAAUGGGAUAAUGCAGCUGUUGGGACCUCGGUUUGUAAGAUUCAAUACCACAGAUUAUGUUGAGUGGUUUCAGAAAAGAUUACAAUUGCUGCUGCCCAGUAUCACAGCCGAGGAGCUGGCCUCUAUCCCCACUAACAUCUCAUGUGAAUCAUAUCAAGCCAUAUUGAAAGGUCUGGAUAAUUUAUACCUAAAUUUUACACUGUCACAGCAUCAUGAGAUCUAUGCUUUUGGUAAAAGGUUUCUGAAUUUCCAACUCAGUGUGUCAGGUUCCCUAGGUGUAGUGUGUGUUGACGACAUCAGUGGAACUCGUGAAUGGAUAAUAAAGAACUUCUUCCGAUUCAUGGCACAAUUUAAAUACAGUGACUUUGCAACUCUAAACAAGAACUUCUCUGGUUUUGAAGUUUUGGACUUACUCACCCCAUACCAACUUGCUGAACUGACUGUAACCUCAGCAUUGAACAGCACAGAGAACAUCAGCAAGAUACUCGAUACCCUUGCAAGCAGAGGCUUCAAAGACUUGAACAAAUACAUUACUCAAUUUAAUCAAGAAACUCAAGAGGCGAACAUUACUGUUAUUAAAAACUCGAGAGUGUGGCACAUAAUGCUGAGCAGAAUCAUAAAGCUGCUGGAACCUCAGUUUCCGAUAUUUAAAACCAUCGACUAUAUUGACUGGUUCCAGACCAAAUUAUCUCUUUUGCUGCCCAGUAUUACAAAAAAAGAGCUUGACACCAUUCCCAACAACAUAACCUGCAAAGCUUACCAGUCUAUAGUGAGAGAACUGGACAAAUUACAUCCAGAUUUAUCAAUGGAACAACAAAGGAACAUUUCUGAUUUUAUAUUAAACUACCUGUCUGCCCAACUUGUUUCAGCAGAAACUGCAUGUACUGCUGGCACUAACGGAAGUAAAGCUUGGCUCGUAACUAAUUUCGGCAGAUUCCAAUCAUUCGUCCCCUACAGCAAACUCCUAGCUCUGAACAAGAACUUCAUUGGGUUUGAUGUCAUAGAAUUACUGACUGUUUCACAACUGGGGGAACUGGCUGGCAAUGGGGCACUGAGGAACGGAUACGAAGUGCAGAGACUUUUCAGAAACAUCAAUAAUGGCGCCAUUGUUGAGUUCAUUGAUGCAUUCAGAACUGCUGCUGACAAGAGAAAAGUGGACUUCUCUCCUGGAGUGCAAACAGCUUUGUUAGAGGAAGUUCUCAACCUCAUCCAGUCUAUUCUUUCAAAUGCCAGUACUGCUGAGCUCCGUUUCUGGUUUGGAACAAGGCUACAAGCACUGUUACCUGGACUGAAUGAAACCCUGGUAGCUUCAUUAUUUGUCACUGAAAGCUGCAAUGGGUCUCAAGUCAUUAUCUCCACAUUGAGCUCACUCAAACAGCAACUAGAUAUUGCAGUUCAAGAAGCCAUAUACAGGAAUAUAUUAGCUUCCUAUAAUGUCUCACCCCUUCAUUGCUUUGGGAACAACAGUUUUGUUGACUACCUAAACAAUCGAUUCCAAAAUUUCUCAGAAUUUCUAACACUGACGGAUACAUUUCAUCAGGUCCCUCACAGUCAACUUGCUGAGGUGUUGAAAACCAUCGAUCCCAGUGGAUUGGCUGAUCUUCUGAACAGGCCAAGAUUCAUUAACGACAACACGAUCCUGAUCGCAGUGUUAACUACUUAUGGAUCCGUUCAGAAUCUAGUUACAUUUAUCGAUAUUUUCAACCAAAAAGUCCAAGAUAGCCGUCUGACUGAUGAUAAUCGUGUUGCAUUUCUAGAGGUUUUCUGGGACCACUUUGCUACAGCAUUGUCUGAAGACAAAGAUAUUAAUGUGGAUGAAUGGCUUAAUGUCAGACUGCAACCGUAUUUGCCUUUUAUUACAACUGACCUUUUGGCUUCCAACAUCACUCUGAAAAUUCCAUGCUUUCCUUACAGGAAAAUUGUGAGAACAUUGAACACCCUCUACAGUAAGAUGACUUCUAGCAAACGGAGAGAAAUCUAUAAUGGGAUCAAAAUUUAUUUACAACAAGAACCCAAACCCAAAUGCUACAAUGCAAGUGAUCCAGUUCUGAACUCUACUGCCUGGUUUGUUGACUACCUGGGACUGUUUCUGAAUCAAAUAUCACUGACUGAUCUUCAGUCUUUCUUUGAUGGUGAGACCCAGCUUCAAGAGUUUGUGGCAAACCCUACAAAUCAGGCUCUUUUUGAAAAACUGAUGCUAUCCACUGAAAUCACAAGAUUCUUUAUUAACUUGCUAUUGAAAAACAACUCGCUUGUUAAUACUACCAGUCUACCAGACUCUCUUGUUUGCUUUAUCCUUGGCACUGAUGCACUUAAGUCCUUGAAUGUGCAGGAAACUUUGGCUAUAAUUAAGAAGGUCAAUGAUGUCUGUAAACUCACUUCUCCACUCAACAGAACUGGGAAUACAUCUUUUCUGAGCGAUGAUGAACGAAAGCUCGCAAUCUUCUUGGUCAGCAAGUUCAACAACUUCUCAGUCAUCACUCUGAAUAGUUUGGGACAAGCAGCUUUUGGGCUGUCAUUGUCCCAGAUUAGAGGUAUUGAAGCGAACAUUCUGCAGGAAGCUCUGCCAACCCUGGGUCAAGUCAAAAGAUGGAAUCUGGGCCAGGCUAAAGCAAUUGUAACUAAGUUACUUAAAAAUGGCUUCCAGGUCAAUAACAAGGAGAAUUUGCAAAAGCUAGGAACCUUGGUGUCUGGUAUUCCAAGCAAUGUGUUCCAAGGUAUCAAUCCUGGGAUCUUCAUCAGUUUAAUCUCAAAUUUAACAUUUGUUGAGAAUAUUGGAGCAGCACCACAGCCUCUACAAUCGAUAUGUGUUCUGCAGGUGUUGCGGAAUGUGGAAGACCCUGUACAAACAGUGAAGAACAUUCCAUCUGUUCUGGCCAAAGAGGUCCCCCCUGUCCUGCUAAACUCAAACUUAGGCCUCAGUGACGUCAACGACAAGCAGUGGGCUCCCAGUCAGGCUGCCGUGUUUUUUGAAAGUGUUGUGAAAAGCAGUAAUGAUUAUGACAUAUUCUCACCUUCAGUUCUGCAAGGUUUCAGUUGUGGUGCAGUCAAAGAUCUGAAUUUUACAAAUUUUCUUCAGCUCGUUCAAGCAAUGAAGGGGAAGGGGGCUAUGCUUGAUGAAAGUCAGCUCAGUUGCAUGUUUUUUCGACUAACCUCGAAAGGAAAUGUGCCAGACAAAGACAAGUUGCCUGUAGAUGUUUUGCUUUAUUUUAACUCCAAGAACAGAACAUCUCGAAACUGUGAGUCAUUCUUCAAAGGUGUCGGAAAAUCAAACAUUCGUCUCUUACCGAAAGGAUCGUUAAGAAGACAAAAUCUGUUGGAAGAUGCCAAAACCUGUUUGGGAAUUAAUAGCAGAAAUCUGACCAAAGAGAAUAUUGCAGUACUGGGAGGUUUGGUAUGUGACCUUGAGGGUUCAGUCAUCAAAGAAUCUGAUCUUUCCAUCUUGGAGGCAUUGAAGACUUGUACCUCAUUCAGAGAGGAUCAGAAGAGAGCCAUUGAAACUCUGCUCCAAGGUGGAUCCAGCAUCUAUGGCACUCCUUCAUCUUGGUCGUCAUCUACAAUCGGAGAGCUUGGAAAUCUUCCUUUAGCCUUGACUGACACAUGGAGUCAAGUAAACAGGGACGUCCUUAAACAAGCUCUCCCAAGAUUCAUCAAGAAAGUGAAGACAUUCACACCACCCAGUGAAAUGCUUGUAUUUAUAAAUCAGCUCAACCUAAGAAGAGGUUCGGACAACUUAGCAAACUGUACAAGAUUAGCAGCAGAGUCCAUUGAUGAUCUGACCCCCGCAAUCUAUGAUACAACCAAUUUAGACCUCUGUUUGAGUGACCGUGUGCUGAAAGACAAUGUGCUCCAACUGGGAGCUCUUGUGUUUGACCCUGCUCAGCUGGAAGUUCUGAAAAACAGACUAAUACAGAUAUACCCCAGUGGGCUACCAGAAAGCCAGAUUCAACUGCUGGGGAACAUAUCGACUGUGUUUAAUGUAGCAGACAUCAGUCUUUGGAAUAUCACCGAGGUUGUGACACUUUCUACACUAAUGAUGCAGAAAUUGGAAAGUCCAAUGGUGAAAUCUAUCAUUGAAAGAUAUCUUCAAUUGGGUGGAGUUCUGAAUGCUGUUUCUGUAAAAGUUAUUGGUGGUCCAAAUCUAUGCCUUCUGAAUGAAAGCCUGUUGGUAACAAUUUCAAAUUUAACGGAUGCAGGAGCACUGGAUCUUUCAACGUGUACACAGUCACAGAAAAAUCUGUUGUACCACCAAGCAUCCUUCGCAUUGAGAUCUCAGCAAAGCAGCCCUAUACCCUACUUUCAACUACUGAGGCCAUAUCUAGGUGGUAUCCCACAGGGUGAUCUUGAGAUGCUUGCAAAUAACUCAGUAAACAUGGAUUUUGCAACCUUCAUAAGCCUGAAUCCUGAGGAAGUGAAGAACUUAAGUGCCCAGAAUCUGAUCGACUUACUUGGAUAUACUGUUCAAGCUCUUCAAAGUGGAGCCAAUGAAACUGUGGUGAUGGUUUGGGUGAACUCACACUUUCAGUCUGAAGUCCGUAAACUGGGUUUGACUGGAGGAAUUCCAGAUCCUACUCUAGAGUCAAUAUUUUGUGCUGGCAAAGACAGUUCGGCUGUUAAUAGUUUCCUGAAUGAUGUUAACCAGAACGAAAUCUGCAACUUUAACAUUGCAGAAUAUGCAUGUUCUCAGACUGAUCUACUGAGGGCACGUAUAAACAGCGAAGGUUUAUCUUCUAUAUUUGACUGCUUCACUGGCCCAAUGGUUCUGAAUACCUCCGAUGAAACGGCACUGACUGUUUUCCUUCAGAAAUUUGAGGAAACCACAAGGAAUGAAGCACUGGAAAAGUUCAACAACAGGAUGCUGAACACAUCAUCGAUUCCUUUGAUGACAAAGAUCACGUUCGUGAAUGCUCUGUGGGAGAUUGUGAAGACCAACGAAAAUUUAACCGACCCAGAUUUCCUGAGGAAAUGGUUCCAGGAGAGAUUCAGGCCUUUCAUUGCUGGCAUUUCUCAGUCAGUGCUGAACCGCCUUCUGAUGAGGAACAUUACCUGUGAUGGUUACCAAGCUGUCGUAAAAGGACUCGGUUAUGGUCUUAGGGAAAUGCCACCGGACACGAGAAUGACGGUACUGCAAGAGUGGGUUCUUAACUUCCUCAACACCACAGCAUUUUCUCUUAAUUGUUACAAAAGCAACAGUUUUAUUCAAUUCCUGAAGAGGUCAGUCCAGAAGUUCUCCGGCUUUAUAACUCUGAAGGAUGUAUUUAUGCUGGUUCCUCCUGACCACGUAGCUGAGUUGGUGAAUAACAUCGAUCCCAGAGAAUUGGCUCAGGUGCUGAGCAGUCCUGAAUUCAUUAAUGACAACAAAAUACUGAUCAAUAUCUUAGUCCACAUCCAACCCAGCAAGAACCUGGCUGCACUUAUUGAUCAAUUCAUCAUUGAAGCACAAAAUAGCGAUGUUUUAAUGAUUGUCAUUAAGGGGUUGGAGCUUGAGUUUUCCAGAAUCCUGUCUGGAGUUGAUGAUCUAAAUGUGAAGGAAUGGAUUAACAAUGUAUUGAUUCCAUCUCUGCCUGAGAUCACUAGCAUCGUUUUCGGAUCCAAUAACAGCCUCGAAAUUCCAUGCUUAGCUUUGGAAAAGAUUAACAUGGCAUUGAGUUUUUUCAAACAGCAGCUGAGCGAGUAUGAUCAAGAAAUUAUUUACGAUAACUUGUUAAAUUAUGCCAAAGCGUUCCCUCUUCAUUGUUAUCAAAAUGGCAGUUUUGUCCGUUACUUGAGGAACUAUUUCCAAGCAUUCUCCGAUUUUGUAACUCUGAAGGAUGCAUUUUCAUUUAUUCCUAUUGACGGUUUAAAUGAGGUGUUGGAUAACAUUAAUGCCAGUGAAUUGGCUGAUUUACUGACUAAGCCUGGAUUCAUUGAUGACUUUGAGACCUUGACCAAUAUCUUAAUCCACAUCCACUCCAUCCAGGAUCUGAAGUUACUAAUAGAAGAGUUCAUCACCAAAAUGCCAAAUACUGAGACCUUAAUUGCUAUCUUAGAUGGUGUACAGUCUGAAAUUAAAAAAAGCCUCUCUGGACUCAGUGAAAUAGAUGUGAAGGAAUGGAUCAAUGAAACACUACUUCCAUCUUUGCCAUCGAUCGUCGAAAUAGUUUUGAAUUUCAAGUUUUCUGUGAACAUCCCAUGUGCCCUUAACAGAAAAAUUGUCUCAGUGUUGAGCUAUGUCAAAGAUCUGCUGAGUAAGAGCGAUCAAGAAUUCAUAUAUAGAAAAUUAUUGGAAAAUGCUAGAGUGUCCACUGACAUGUGUUUUGGAAACACAAGUUUUGUUCUCUACCUGAAGAACUAUUUCCAAGGUUUUUCCAACUUCCUCACUCUAAGCGAUGCGUAUUCACUGGUUCCUCUGAGCCGUGUAAAUGAGGUGCUGGAUAGUAUUGAUCCAAGUGAUUUGGCUGUUGCACUGAGCAUGCCUGGAUUCAUUGACAGCGGUGCGGUUCUGAUCAGGGUGUUGAUCCGCUUCCAAUCCGUCGAUAAAUUAUUAGUACUUAUCGAUCAAUUUUUCAGAAAUAUUCAAGACGGUGAAUACUUUGAUGAAGUCAUAGAAGAGUUACAGAAAGAGUUGUACAGAAGUAUGGCUGGGAUCAGUGAGCUUGAUGCGGACGUAUGGCUUAAUAACACAUUAAUUCCAUCUCUGCCAUUGAUCACAAACACUGUUUUGGCUUCCAAUAACAGCAGAAGAUUUCCAUGCCCUUUCCUUAAAAGAAUAAUUGAGCUACUGAGCUAUUUCAAAGACCAGCAGGAAAUCAAUGAUCAAGAGGCUGUAUACAAAAACUUAUUAACAUACAAUAAAGCAUUCCCUCUUUAUUGUUAUAACAACAACAGCUUUUUCCUUUACCUGGAAAUGUAUUUCCAAAAGUACACUGUCUUUCUAACUCUGAAGGACGUUGCUUCAUUGGUUCCUCCUGACCGUGUGACUGAGGUGCUGAAUAGCAUUGCUCCAAAAAAAUUGGCUGAUCAGUUGAGAACACCUGGAUUCAUUGAUGACAACAAGACUCUAACCUUUUUGUUUCUGAAUAUCAAACCAAUCCAGAACCUGGCCGCAUUUAUAGAUGCUUUCAACAACAACAAAACCCAAGAUAACAAAAUUUUACCUGCUGUCAUAGAGGGUUUAUGGCCUCCGUUUACUGAAAACCUUCCUGCACUCAGUGAUGCAGAGGUGGAUACGUGGCUUAAUGACAGAUUGGUUCCAUAUCUUCCUUUUAUUACCACACGUCUUUUGGUCUCCAACAACACUUUGAGAAUUCCAUGCCUUUCCUACAGAAAAAUUGUCAGUACGCUGAACACCCUGUACACAGGAUUAAAUGCAGAACAACGGAUUGAAACCUACAACGGGAUCAAAACAUAUUUACAACAAGAUCCCAAACCUAAAUGCUAUAACGAGAAUGAUCCAGUCCUGAACUCCACUGCAUGGUUUGCUGAAUAUCUGGGACUAUACUUGAGCCAAAUGUCAUUGUCUGAUCUUCAGUCUUUCGUUGACAAUUCAACAGUUCUUCAAGAAUUUGCAGCAAAUGAAGAAAACCUGGCUCUUUUGGAAAACCUAGCAUUAAUAAAUGAAGUCUCCAAAGUCUACAUUAAUUUCCUGGUUGAAAACAAUCCAAAUUUUAAUGCUUCAAGACUGCCAAACUCUCUGCUUUGCUUCAUUACUGAUACCAAUCUGCUUCAGUCCUUGGAUGCACAGCAGUCCUUGGCUCUAACUGAAAGGAUAAACCAAGUCUGUGGGCUUAAUAUACUGCCGAACGCAACUACCAAUGGAACAGGGCCGGUGGAAGGUCCAACAGAUGAGCAAUUGAAGCUUUCGAUAGCGAUAGUGAGCAAAAUCGACAACUUCACAGUCAGCACUUUGAAUACUCUGGGACAAACAGCUGUUGGACUGUCAGUGUCACAGGUUGGAAAUAUUGAUGGGGAGACUCUGCAGAAUGCACUGCCAAGCCUGGGUAAAGUCAGAGGCUGGAAUGUGGGCCAGGCCAAUGCGAUUGUCAUCAGGUUACUGAGAAAUGGCUUCCAGGUCAGUAACAGCGAGAACCUCCUGGGGCUGGGAAGCUUGGUGUCUGGUAUUCCAAGUGGCGUGUUCCAAGACAUCAAUCCUGGGGUGUUCAUCAAUGUGAUCUCAAAUCCAACAUUUGUUGCGAAUAUUGGAACAGCGCCACAGCCCAUACAAACCAUCUGUGUUCUGCAGGUGUUGCGGAAUGUGGAAGACCCUGUACAAACAGUGAAGAACAUUCCAUCUGUUCUGGCCAAAGAGGUCCCCCCUGUCCUGUUAAACUCAAAAUUAGGCCUCAGUGAUGUCAACGACAAGCAGUGGGCUCCCAGCCAGGCUGCAGUGUUCUUUGAAAAUGUGGUCAGAAACAGCAAUAAUUUUAAAGAAUUCUCACCUUCUGUCCUUCAAGGCUUCAGUUGUGGUGCAGUCAAGGAGUUGAAUUUUACAGCGUUUCUCCAGCUCGUUCAAGCAAUGAAAGGGAAAGGGGCCAAAUUCGAUGAAAGUCAGCUGAGGUGCAUGUCUGCAAGAGUAACUUUGAACAGAACCACACCAGCCGUAGAGACUCUCCCUGUGGACGUUCUCCUCUUCUUCAACUCUGCACAGUUCAGGAGCUCCUCCAACUGCCAAACAUUCUUCAAAUUAAUUGGGAAGUCAAACAUUGACAUCUUGAGAAAAGGAUCAAGGAGACGACGGAACCUGCUGUAUGAUGCCAUGACCUGUUUGGGUAUUUCUGGCAGGAACCUGACGAAGGAGAGUGUGACAAUCCUGGGUAAAUUGGUGUGUGACCUCGAGGGAUCCAUCAUCGCAGAAUCUGAUAUUUCCAUCUUGGACGCACUGAAAACAUGUCGCUCAUACAGAGAGGAUCAGAAGAGAGCCAUUGAAGGUCGCCUUAGGAGUGGAGCCAGCAGAUAUGGUGUUCCUUCAUCGUGGUCAUCAUCGACAAUCCAGGAUCUGGGAAAUCUUCCUUUGACAUUGACUGACACGUGGAUUCUAGUAAACAGGGUUGUCCUUGAUGCAGCUCUUCCAAGAUUUAUAAAGAAAGUGAAACGUACGAGACCUCCUGAUGACAUCCUGAUCUUCAUAGAUCAGCUCAACCUGCGAAGAUCAAACAAUACAGCAAACUGCACCGAGGGCUUAAUCGCAGGAGAAGACAUUAAUGACCUGACCCCUGCAAUCUAUGGCCCGUCCCAGCUAGACCUCUGUUUGAGUGAGCGUGUGCUGAAAGACAAUGUGCUCCAACUGGGAGCUCUUGCCUUUAGUCCCACUCAGCUGGAAGUUCUGAAAAAGAGCUUGUUGAAGAUUUAUCCCAGUGGACUGCCCGAAAACCAGAUUCAACUUUUGGGCAACAUCUCAACUGUGUUUAAUGUGACAGAAGUCAGCAGCUGGAAUAUCACUCGAGUUGAGACACUUUCUGCAUUAACGAAGCAACAGCUGGACAACACAACGAUCAAAUCCAUUGUGACGAGAUAUCUCCAGUUAGGUGGUGACCUGAAUGCAGUUUCUUUGAAAUCUAUUGGUGGAGCCAGCUUAUGCACUUUGGAUGAACAGCAGCUGUUGACAAUUUCAAACUUGACGGAUGCAGGAUCACUGGAUCUUUCAACGUGCACACAGUCAAAGAAAGACUUGCUUUAUCACCGAGCAUUCUCAGCAUUGAGGUCUCAGCAAAGUGACCCGAUUCCCUACUUCCAGCUGAUAAAGGCCUAUGUUGGUGGUGCUGCAGCUGAUGAUCUGAAGCUCCUCGCUAACAACAGCAUCAACAUGGACUUUGAGACUUUCAGAGGGUUGAAUCCCGAAGAAGUCAGGAAACUGACUGCCCAGGAUCUGAUUAACCUGCUUGGAAUUUACCUUCGGGAUCUUCAGCGUGGAGUGAAUGAAACUGUUGUGGUUGUCUGGGUGGCCUCACACACCGAGUUUGAAGUGAGGAGACUGGGAUUGACUGGAGGAAUUCCCGACAAUUCAUCAGAACCCCGACCUACUGAAACGCCUGGAAAUGCGACAGUUAAUGAAACAACGCUGUGCCGAGCCGUGAACAGUUCGACUUUGAAUAAUUUCCUGAUUAGUGUUAACAAGACCCAACUGUGCACCUUCAACAUUAAAGACUACGCAUGUGCUCGGACUGAUCUGCUACGUUCGGGUUUAAGCAGUGAUGCCUUGACAAGUAUAUUUCAGUGUUUUGUUGGUCCAAAGGCUCUGAACAGGUCAGAUGAACUGGCACUGACCACGUUUGUACAGAAACUUAACAGAAGCACUUUGAAUGAGGCACUGGACAUCUUCAACAACAAGACCGUGAACACAUCAUCGAUUCCUUUGAUGACAAAGAUCACGUUCGUGAAUGCUCUGUGGGAAAUUGUGAAGACGGACGAAAAUUUAACGGAGCCAGAUUUCCUGAGGAAAUGGUUCCAGGAGAGAUUCAGGCCUUUCAUUGCAGGCAUUUCUCAGUCAGUGCUGAACCGCCUUCUGAUGAGGAACAUCACCUGUGAUGGUUACCAAGCUGUCACGAAAGGCCUGAGCAACAGAUUCAGCGAUAUGCCACGUGGAACACGAGAGACUGUUCUGAGAGUUUGGAUCCUCGGUUACCUCAACGCUUCAGAAUUCCCACUUCGCUGUUAUGAAAACAACAGUUUUGUUCUGUACGUGGAUGCCAACUUCCAAAGAUUUGCCGAGUUGCUGACUCUGUCAGAAGCAUUUUCUCUGCUCCCUUCCAAUCGUGUUGCUGAGGUGCUGAAUGUCACUGAUCCGAGCGAUUUGGCUGGUGCACUGAGCAGGCCUGGUUUCAUUAAUGACAACAACAUACUGACUACGGUCUUACUCCAUAUCCAACCCAUUCAGAACCUGGCUACCUUCGUCGAUGAAUUCAAUCGACAAACCCAAGACAGUCUGCCAGCUGCUAUUCGAGUGGCCAUCGUCGAAGGUCUGUGGCCUCAGUUUGUCAACAGCCUUCCUGUACUUAAUGACACCGAGAGGAAUGCAUGGCUCAAUGUCAGAUUAUCUCCAUUCAUCCCAUUCAUCACCACCCGCCUCUUGGCUUCCAACAACACAUUGAGAGUCGGGUGCCUUUCCUACAGGAAAAUUGUGCGAACUCUGAGUGCUCGUUACAGGGAUUUGACCUCAAACAAACAGAAGGAAAUCUACAAUGGCAUCAAAGCUUACCUGCAGCAAGGUCCCAAACCGAAAUGCUACGAUGUGAAUGAUCCAGUCCUGAACUCCACUGCUUGGUUUGCUCAGUAUUUGGGAUUGUAUAUGAAUCAGAUUUCCCUGAGCGAUCUUCAAUCUUUCUUUGAUAAUGAAGCACAGCUUCAAGAAUUUUUGGCAGACCCUGAAAACCUGGCCCUUCUGGAAAAUCUGACACUAUCCAAUGAAGUUUCAAAGUUCUAUCUCCAGUCGUUGCUGGCUAACAAUCCGAAUGUCAAUGUUGCAAGGCUGCCAAACUCUCUUGUUUGUGUCAUUACCGACACUGAUCUGCUUCAGUCCUUGGACACACAGCAAAUCUUGUCCAUAGUAGCAGUAAUAAACCGAGUCUGUGGAGUCAAUGUGCUGCCAAACACAACAUCGAAUGGAACAGCACCAGCUGAAGAUCCAACAGAUGAACAACUGAGGUCUUCAAUAGCUCUAGUGAGCAAAAUCGACAACUUCACAGUCAGCACUUUGAAUACUCUGGGACAAACAGCUGUUGGACUGUCAGUGUCACAGGUUGGAAAUAUUGAUGGGGAGACUCUGCAGAAUGCACUGCCAAGCCUGGGUAAAGUCAGAGGCUGGAAUGUGGGCCAGGCCAAUGCGAUUGUCAUCAGGUUACUGAGAAAUGGCUUCCAGGUCAGUAACAGCGAGAACCUCCUGGGGCUGGGAAGCUUGGUGUCUGGUAUUCCAAGUGGCGUGUUCCAAGACAUCAAUCCUGGGGUGUUCAUCAAUGUGAUCUCAAAUCCAACAUUUGUUGUGAAUAUUGGAACAGCGCCACAGCCCAUACAAACCAUCUGUGUUCUGCAGGUGUUGCGGAAUGUGGAAGACCCUGUACAAACAGUGAAGAACAUUCCAUCUGUUCUGGCCAAAGAGGUCCCCCCUGUCCUGUUAAACUCAAACUUAGGCCUCAGUGACGUCAACGACAAGCAGUGGACUCCCAGUCAGGCUGCAGUGUUCUUCGAAAAUGUGGUCAGAAACAACAACAAUUUUAAAGAAUUCUCACCUUCUGUCCUUCAAGGCUUCAGUUGUGGCGCAGUCAAGGAGUUGAAUUUUACAGCGUUUCUCCAGCUUGUUCAAGCAAUGAAGGGGAAGGGGGCCAAGUUUGAUGAAAGUCAGCUGAGGUGCAUGUCUGCAAGACUAACCUUGAACAGAAUCACACCAGCCAUAGAGACUCUCCCUGUGGAUGUUCUCCUAUUCUUCAAUUCUGCACAGUUCAGGAGCUCCUCCAACUGCCAAACAUUCUUCAAAUUAAUUGGGAAGUCAAACAUUGACAUCUUGAGGAAAGGAUCAAGGAGACGACGGAACCUGUUGUAUGAUGCCAUGACCUGUUUGGGAAUUUCUGGCAGGAACCUGACGAAGGAGAGUGUGACAAUCCUGGGUAAAUUGGUGUGUGACCUCGAGGGAUCCAUCAUCGCAGAAUCUGAUAUUUCCAUCUUGGACGCAUUGAAAACAUGUCGCUCAUACAGAGAGGAUCAGAAGAGAGCCAUUGAAGGUCGCCUUAGGAGUGGAGCCAGCAGAUAUGGUGUUCCUUCAUCGUGGUCAUCAUCAACAAUCCAAGAUCUCGGAAACCUUCCUUUGGCAUUGACCGACACGUGGACCCUAAUAAACAGGGUUGUCCUUGUUGAAGCUCUUCCAAGAUUUAUAAAGAAAGUGAAACGUUCGAGACCUCCUGAUGACAUCCUGAUCUUUAUAAAUCAGCUCAAUGUGCGAGGAUCAAACAAUACAGCAAACUGCACCGAGGGCUUAAUCGCAGCAGAAGACAUUAAUGACCUGACCCCUGCAAUCUAUGGCCCAUCCCAGCUAGACCUCUGUUUGAGUGACCGUGUGCUGAAAGACAAUGUGCUCCAGCUGGGAGCUCUUGCCUUUAGUCCUACUCAGCUGGAAGUUCUGAGAAAGAGACUGUUGAAGAUUUAUCCCAGCGGACUACCCGAAAACCAGAUUCAACUUUUGGGGAACAUCUCAACUGUGUUUAAUGUGACAGAAGUCAGCAGCUGGAAUAUCACUCGAGUUGAGACACUUUCUGCAUUAACGAAGCAACAGCUGGACAACACAACGGCCAAAUCCAUUGUCACAAGAUACCUCCAGUUAGAUGGUGUUCUAAAUACAGUUUCCUUGAAAGCUAUUGGUGGACCCAGCUUAUGCACUUUGGACAAAAUGCAGCUGUUGACAAUUUCAAACUUGACGGAUGCAGGACCUUUGGAUCUUACUGCGUGCACGCAGUUAAAGAAAGACUUGGUUUAUCAACGGGCAUUCUCGGAAUUGAGGUCUCAGCAAAGUGACCCGAUCCCCUACUUCCAGCUGAUAAAGGCCUAUAUUGGUGGUGCUCCAGCUGAUGAUCUAAAGUCUCUUGCUAACGACAGGAUCAACAUGGACUUUGAAACCUUCAAGGGCUUGAACCCUGGUGAAGUUAAGAAACUGACUGCCCAGGAUCUAAUUAACCUGCUUGGAAUUAACCUCCAAGAUCUUCAACGUGGAGUGAAUGAAACUGUCGUGGUCGUCUGGGUGGCCUCACACACUGUGUCUGAAGUGAGGAGAUUGGGAUUGACUGGAGGAAUUCCUGACAAUUCAUCAGAACCCCAGCCUGAUGAUAGGCCUGGUAAUACUACAGUUAAUGGAACAACGCUGUGUAUAGGUGUGAACAGUUCUGCUUUGAAUAAUUUCCUGAUCGAAGUUAACAGGACCCAACUCUGCAAUUUCGACAUAAAAGUCUAUGCCUGUGCUCGGACUGAUCUACUGCUUUCAGGUUUAAGCAGUGAUGCCUUGACGGAUGUAUUUGGGUGUUUCAUUGACCCGAGGCCUCUGAAGAGGUCAGAUCAAGUGGCAUUGACUGUCUUUCUUCAGAAGCUUGACAGAACCACACUGAAUGAUGCACUGGACAAGUUCAGUCGCAAGACCCUGAACACAUCGUCAAUUCCUUUGAUGACAAAGAUCACGUUCAUGAAUGCUCUGUGGGAGAUUGUAAAGACCAACGAAAAUUUAACGGAGCCAGAUUUCCUGAGGAAAUGGUUCCAGGAGAGAUUCAGGCCUUUCAUUGCAGGCAUUUCUCAGUCAGUGCUGAACCACCUUCUGAUGAGGAACAUCACCUGUGAUGGUUACCAAGCUGUCAUAAAAGGACUGAAUAAUGGAUUCGGUGAGAUGCCUCGAGAAACAAGAACUACCGUGUUAAGAGUGUGGAUCUUUGGUUACCUGAACAGCACAGUUUCAGGUGCUGCUUGUAUCGUGAACACCAAUGGGUCCAGAGAUUGGCUUCUGAAGAACUGGGGCAGAUUCGGUCAACUUGUUCAGAUAGAUGAUUUAACCAGGCUGAAUCCAGACUUCAGUGCACUCGAUGCAGUAGACUUACUGACACCUUCUCAACUUGGAGAAUUUGCUGCAAAGAACAGAACAUUGACCAACGUUGAGGACGUGCAGAGGCUUUUCAACAGUAUCACCAGCGCCACUGUUACAGAGUUUAUUGAAAAAUUCAGAACUGCUGCCAAUCAGAACAACGUGGUUUUUGCUCCCAGUAUCCGAUUGGCUUUACUGCGAGGAGUUCUGGAUCGGGCACAGCCGAUUCUUUCAGAUGCUAGCAGCGGUGAGAUCCAGAUCUGGUUUGGCAUGAGGUUACAGUUACUCCUCCCCGGACUCUCAGAAAACACAGUGCCUUUAGUGUUUGCUACGGAGAGCUGCAAUGGAACUCAGAUCAUCGUCUCAACACUGAGCUCAAUCAAACAGCAGCUGACUGCGAGUGUGCAAGAAACUAUAUAUCAAAAUAUACUGGCUUAUACUAAAGGAACCCCUCUCCGCUGUUAUGAAAACAAUAGUUUCAGCCUUUACCUGAACAGCCAGUUUGGAAAUUUCUCAGAGUUUCUAACUCUGUCUGAUGUAUCAUUCCUUGUUCCUUCAAACCGUACAGCAGAGGUGUUUAAUACUGCUGAUCCCAGUGAUUUUGCUGAUUUGUUCAGCAGACCUGGGUUCAUUGAUGACAAUGACAUUCUGAAAAUGGUGUUAAUCAAUUACCAACCCAUCCAGAAUCUGGCAACAUUUGUGGAUCAGUUCAAUCUAAGGACACGAGACAUGAACUUGACCGAUGCUAACCAAGCUGCCAUCAUUGAGGGUCUGUGGCCACAGUUUGUUAACAGCCUGCCUAUACUCAAUGAUACAGAGCAAGAUGCAUGGCUUAAUGUCAGACUAAGCCCCUAUCUGUCUUUCAUCACUACUGACCUCCUGGUUUCCAACAGCACGCUUAAAGCCCAGUGCCUCCCUUACAGGAGAAUUGUAAGAACUUUGAGUGCUCGAUACAGUGACUUUACAUCAGACAAACAGAACGAAAUCUAUAAUGGGAUCAACGUGUACCUGCAACAAGAGCCCAAACCAAAAUGCUACAAUAUGAAUGACCCAGUCUUGAACUCCACUGCCUGGUUUGCUGAAUAUCUAGGACUCUUUAUGAAUAAUGUGACAGCAACUGAUCUUCAGUCAUUCACCAGCAAUGCAUCAAUUCUUCGAGACUUUGCAGCAAACCCUGAAAACCUGCAACUUUUAAACAAUUUGACAUUGCCUACUGAAAUCUCAAGGCUCUAUGCUACAUUCCUGGCGAACAACAACCCUAAUAUUGAUAUCGUAAGUCUUCCAGAUUCUAUUAUUUGCUUCAUUGCUGGUACGGAUGUAUUGGAAUCUUUGAGUGGAGAGCAGACUUUGUCUGUCAUUGAAAGGGUAAACCAAGUCUGUGGGUUCAGCACGUCAUCCAAUGAAACAUUAUCUCAAACAACUGAUGAGCAGAUCCAGCUCUCAAAAUCAUUAGUGAGUAGAAUUGACAACUUUUCGGCCAGCACUCUGAAUAAUUUGCAGCAAACAGCAGUUGGGCUCUCAGUGUCACAGAUUGAAGAAACUGAUGCAAAUAAUUUCAAGGAAUCCCUGACAACUUUGAGUCAAGUCAGAGGAUGGAAUCGUGGCCAAGCCAAUACCAUUGUGUCCAAGUUAUUCACUAGUGGUGUAGGGUUCAGAAACACAAACACUCUGCUUCAGCUUGGAACCUUGGUACGUGGUGUUCCAAGCAGUGUGUUUGAAGCUGUUGAAUCCACAGUUCUUGUCGAUGUGACUUCCAACCCUACGUUUGUCAGAAAUAUUCUCGUAGCACCACAACCGACUCAGCAGAUUAUUGUUCUGAAGGUUUUGCAGACUGAAACUAAUCCUUUAAGAGCAGUGCAGAAGAUUCCAAGCGAACUAGUUCGAGAGAUCCCACCUGUGCACUUGACGGCAGAUCUCAAUCUUAAUGAUGUCAAUAAUAAACAGUGGGUACCACAACAAGCUUCUGUAUUCUUUGAAAACAUUGUAAGAAGGAAUAAUGAGUACAUCAGAUUCUCGCCUUCUAUCCUCCAAGGUUUCAGUUGCAGUGCAGUCAGAAACCUGAAUUCUGCGGCGUUUCUUCAGCUUGUUCAAGCAAUGAAGGGUCGAGGGGCAGUGCUUGAUGAAAGUCAGCUGACCUGUAUGUCAUACAGGUUAACCUCUACUGAAACACCGUUGGUCAUAGACACCCUCCCUGAAGACGUUUUGCUGUUUUUUGACUCUACUGAAUUAAGGAGUUCUGCAAAUUGCAAGUCAUUCUUCAGAGCUAUUGGAAGAUCAAACAUAAAUAUAUUGCAAAAAGGAUCAAGAAGACGACGAAAUCUGUUGAAUGAUGCCUUAACCUGUUUGGGAGCUGGCAGUGGAAACCUAACAAGGGAGAGUGUUACAGUAUUGGGUGAUUUGAGCUGUGACCUUGAAGGCUCGGUUAUUGAAAACUGUGACAUUACUAUUUUGGAUACAUUGAGGAAUUGCAUCUCGUACUCAGAAGAUCAAAUGAUUGCAAUUGAAAACCUACUUAGCACCAGAGCCACCAGAUUCGGCCCCCCUACGUCAUGGACGUCCCGUACAGUGCUUGAGCUGGGAAACCUACCUUUGACAUUGACUUCAACAUGGAAUCAAGUGAACUCGUUCGUCUUUUCUGAAGCCCUCCCAAGAUAUAUCCGCAAACUGAAACGGUUUAGAAGGCCCAGAGAUGUGGUCAGGUUUUUAAAACGGCUCAGACGAAGGAGAAGAGCAAGGAGAGCUACAGACUGUACAGAAGGACAGAUAAUGCCGGAAACCAUUAAUGAGUUGACCCCAGUAAACUAUGAUGCGGCCCAGUUGGAAGCCUGUUUAAGUAAUGCUUUAUUAAAGGGUAACGUGGAGCAACUCGGAGCUCUAGACUUUGAUUCUGAUCAGCUUCAAGUCCUGAAAAACAAACUCAAUCAGAUUUAUCCCAGCGGAUUACCAGAAAACCAGAUUAUACUUCUGGGAAACAUCUCAACUGUGUUUAAUGCAACAGAAGUCAGCAGCUGGAAUAUCACUCGAGUUGAGACACUUGCUGCAUUAAUGAUGCAACAGCUCGAAAACACAACGGUUAAAAGCAUUAUUACAAGGUAUCUACAGUUGGGUGGAACUCUCAAUGAAGUUUCUUUGAAAGUUAUCGGUGGGCCAAACCUCUGCACUCUAGAUGAAAGCCAGCUGAUGACUAUUUCAAACUUGACGAAUGCUGGAGCACUGGAUAUUUCCACAUGCACUCAAUCAAAAAAGAACCUACUCUACAACCAAGCAGCGUCUGAAUUAAUAUCUCAGCAAAAUAACACCAUUGCCUACUUCAACCUCAUCAAGUCAUACCUUGGUGGUGCCAGAGCAUCUGAUCUGGAGUUUCUCGCCAAUAAUCUUGUCAACAUGGACUUCCCAACCUUCAUAAAGCUGAAUCCUGAAGAAGUAGCAAAACUUUCUGCAACACAGUUGAUAAACUUACUUCAGGCUAACCUCCCAGCUCUUCAAACUGGAGCCAGUGAAACUGUGGUGUCAGCCUGGGUGAGGUCACACUUUGAAUCUGAAGUGAGGCGUGUUGGAUUGACAGGAGGAAUUCCAGAUCCUUCGUCAGAUCCUCAAUUUAACUUCAGGUGUGGAAAUACUACAUUUAAUGAAACAGAUGCAUGUGCAGGAGUAAACAGUUCAGCUGUGAACAGUUUUCUGAUGUCCGUUAACAGUUCCCAGCUAUGUAAUUUCAACAUUGCAGAAUAUGCAUGUGCUCAGGGUAAUCUACUACUGGAAGGUCUAACCAGUGAUCACUUGACCUCUAUAUUCAAUUGCUUUACUACCUCGAAGACUUUAAAAAAUCAAGAUGAAAUUGCACUAGGUGUAUUCAUUCAGAAGCUGGACAAAACUACCCUGAACGAGGCACUAGACAAGUUCAACAACAUGACCUUCAGCACAUCAUCAAUUCCAUUAAUGACAAAGAUCACAUUCAUGAACGUCCUGUGGGAGGUCGUGAAGACCAGUGAAAACUUAACCAGUUUAGAUUUCCUGACAAAAUGGUUCCAGGAGCGAUUCAGACCUUUCCUUGCUGGUAUUCCCAAGUCGGUGCUGAGCUGCCUUCUGAUCAGGAACGCAACAUGCGAAGGUUACCAAGCUGUCAUAAAGGGACUCAAUAAUGAAUUCAGUGUGAUGCCACAGGCAACAAGAGAUACUGUGCUAAAUAUGUGGAUCCUUAUCUACCUUAAUACCACAGGUGCCGGUUGUAUCACCAACACUAAUGGGUCCAGAGACUGGCUGCUGAAGAACUGGGGAAGAUUUGGUCAACUUGUUCAGAUAAAGAGCCUAACCAUGCUGAAUUCAAAUUUCAGUGGAUUUGACGUGUUGGACUUACUCACUCCAAGGCAACUGUCUGAGCUGACUGUGAACUCAAAUACUUUGAGCAAUGCUGUCAAUAUCAACAAGAUCCUUGAUACACUUUCAAACAGACGCUUUAGUGAACUGAGCGCCUACAUGAACCAUUUUGUCACUGACACGCAAACUAUGGGUAUUUCAGCUAUUCAGAAUGAAGCAGUGAGGGACUUGAUGCUAACAAGGAUCUUGCAACAGCUGAGACCCCACUUUCCACAAUUUAAAACCACAGAUUAUGCAGACUGGUUCCAGACUAACUUGCUGCUUCUGUUGCCCAGCAUUAAAGCUGAUGACCUUGCUCUCAUACCCACCAACAUUUCCUGUGAAUCAAACCAAGCGAUAGUUAAAGGACUGGACAAAGUUUUCACAAAGUUAACAAUGUCUCAGAUCACUAAUGUCUACAAACUGAUAUCGAAGUACCUCUCAAAGCAGCUCAAUUCAACAGGUUUUGCAUGCACUGUGAAUAUCACUGGGAGCAGAGAUUGGCUUCUCAAGAACUUCGGCAGAUUCCGUUCACAAGCUGAUUAUAGCAAGCUGAUAUCACUGAACAGUGACUUUAAGGGACUUGAUGUUGUGGACUUACUGACUGUAAGACAGCUUGCCCAAUUAUCUGCCAGCAAUGGAACAUUGAAGGACUCACAGGAUGUAAAGAAGGUCAUGAAUAUCAUUACAGAUGUUACCAUUACACAGUUCAUGGACAUUUUCAGCUUUGAGGCAAAGCAGAACAAUGUAACCUUGGACCCAGAAGUGAGAUCAGCCUUACUGCGUGAAGUUCUGAACCGUGCUGAACCAAUUAUAUCCAGUUCAAAUGAAACAGAACUCAAGACCUGGCUUGGAACUAGGCUUCAGUUGCUGAUACCGGCGCUGAACGGAAAUUUGGCCAAUUUAAUUCUGACGAAUGCAAGUUGCCGUGGAGCUCAAAUCAUAAUACACACCCUGAAUGCACGGAUCUCCGAAUUUACAACUAACAUUCAGCAGGAACUGUACAAUGGCAUCAGAACCUAUCUGCGCAAAGGUCCUAAACCAAGAUGUUAUGACGUGAAUGAUCUAGCUCUGAACUCAACUGCUUGGUUUGCCAAUUACUUUGGCAAAUUUCUGAAAUAUACAAGUGUAGAUGACCUUACAAUGCUCACUGACAAUGCCACAUUACAGGUAUUUGCCGCCAACCAGGAAAAUCUGAUUCUUUUGAACAGUGUUGAGCUUCCUGAAGAUGUCCAGAGGUUUUACGCAAAUGCGCUGUUCAAAAAUUUAGCCUUUAAUGCAUCAAGUGUUCCUGACAGCUUGGUCUGCUUUAUUGUUGGCACCCCAACAGUUCAAUCUUUAACAGCGCAGCAGGCUGAAAUUGUACUUCAGAAAGCAAACAGAGCCUGUCAAAAUCUUAGCACAAAUGGAACACCAACUGAUGAACAACUGCAGUUUGCAGUUUCCCUCGUGAGUAAAAUUGACAGCUUUACCCCUGAGACUCUUCGUAACCUAGGCCAAUCAGCUGUUGGACUGUCAACCGCACAAAUUAAUAAUAUCAGUGACAAUGAUAUCUUAGAAUCCCUGGACCCUCUGAGUAAAGUCAAUGGCUGGACCAUGGGAAGUGUGCUUGCAUUGGUCAGGAAAUUGAUCAAUACUGGAUUUCAGGUUAACAACGCUACGAACCUCUUGAAAAUGGGAACCUUGGCAUCUGGGCUUUCAAGUGAUGAAAUAACGAAUGUCAAUAACAGUGUGCUCGUCACUGCUGUCAAAGACACUACCUUUGUAGAAAAUAUAUUGCUUGCUCCUGAGCCUGUUCAAGUACUUCUUAUCCAGAAGGUUAUCGCAUCUUCGAAUAACCCCACUACAGCUAUACAGAGAGUUCCCGAUCAGCUUGCAUCCAAGAUAUUUUUGCCUCGCCUGAUUUCUAAAGAUAUCAGCCUGCCUCUUGUGAAUAAUAAACAGUGGAAACCUGAACAAGCCGCUGUGUUCUUUGGCACUUUAGUGGAAAAUUCGACCAUCAAUUUUGAUGAUGUUUCAGCCUCUGUUCUGCAAGGUUUCAGUUGUGCAGCGGGAAAUAUCUUGAGCAGCAACCAAUUCUUGAAAUAUGCUCAAGCCACAAGGAGUAAGACUUCACUCAGCCAAGAUCAGCUGAUUUGCAUGGCCAGAAAGCUGAAUUCCAGUGGAACACCAGGGAAGAUUUCUGAUUUGCCUGAGGAUGUCUUGCUAUUUUAUGGCCCUGAGACAUUCCCAAGUGAAAACUGCGAAAGUUACUUCCGGGCAGUUGGACGUGCCAACAUUAAUGUUUUACCUCAAGGGUCAGCAAGAAGGCAGGAUCUAUUGAGAAAUGCUCAAGCAUGCCUGAAAUUUUCCAAUGUAAAUCUGUCAAAAAAUAAUGUGACAAUCUUGAACAAUUUGAUCUGCGACUAUGAGGGAGACAUCAAAACUGCUGACGUUUCUAUAUUGGAGCCUUUGAAAACUUGUGUCAAUUACACGUCCAAUCAACAGGAUGCUAUUGACUUCCUGCUUAACCAAAAUACCACAUUUGGUGAUCCCACCACUUGGACAGAGUCCACUCUGGACAAUUUAGGGUCACUUGUCUUUGCUGUGAGGAGAAGUACAUGGGGCAAAGUCAACAAGAAUGUCAUUUUGAAAGGCUUGCAACGAUACGUGAGGAGACAAUCUAGAUAUCAACUCCAGCAAAAACAAAACCUUCUCUCCGAACUGUUCCUGCCUAUAAGAUCAAGGCGUGCAACUGAGUGUACAAAUGGCCAAAUAACAGCAGAUAAGGUUUUUGAUGUGAUACUACCUGCACAGUAUACUGCUGCCGAUUUGGACGCCUGCCUGGAUAAUAACAUUCUGAAGGAUCGACUGUCUCAACUGGGAACUCUUGCAUUUUCGACAGAACAACUUCAAGUUCUCAAAAACAAACUGAGUCAGAUUUAUCCAAAUGGAUUACCAGAAGAGAAAAUUCAGCUGCUGGGAAACAUUUUUGUGGUGUACAAUUCUACCGAAAUCAGCACUUGGAAUAUAACCAAAGUGGAGACUGUUUCAGCUCUACUGCAGAACAGCCAGAAUGAUGUCAUGAAAAAAGCUGUUGUUUCAACGUACUUGAAAGCAGGUGGAGUGUUAAACACAAGUAUCUUGAAUAUGAUCGGUGGUAGUGUGUUGUGUCUUCUUGAUGAAAGCCAAAUCCAAGCAAUCAGCUCCACUGAAAUCAGCAACGCAUCCACAUUGAAAAUUUCAUCAUGCUCUCAGUCGAAGAAAAAGAUAAUAUACAACAAAGUAAAAAGCAUUCUUGAGAAACAAACCAAUGAUUCAGUCAUUUAUUAUAAUCAGAUAAAGACAUACCUUGCUGGUGCAACGACAUCUGAUUUACAAACUCUUGCUAAGAACACUAUCAACAUGGACCCGAGUGUAUUCCUGACACUGAAUCCUGAAGAAGUAAAAGCACUCAGUCCUGGCCAUUUGAGAAAUUUGCUUGGAGUAAACCUUCAAACUGUUAAGGAUGCUGAAAAUUCCACAUUAGUCCAAAAAUGGAUUGCGCAGCAUACAGUAAGUGAAGUGAGGAGUCUAAAAAUUGGCUUGACAGGAGGGAACCCAGACGUAAUACCUCCAGACCUAAUAAGUAUCCAAGAAAUAGAUUCGUCAUCUUCUUCUAUCAACAAGAACUGUCUCCUAUGUACAAUCCAAUCUUUAUCUAUCAGCAUAAUAAUUGUCAUAGUACAAAGGUGGUUAUAGUAGGGAAAGAGGGUUAUUGACCUCAGUGGUAUUUGUAAUACACAUGUCAGUGAGAAAUUCAAUGACUUCUGUGUGCAAAGCAAUAAUGCAUCCAGCUAAUGAAAACACAGUCUGAGUAUACUACUCACAGACAUUUACUGUAUGGCUUAAAUUAUAUGAUAAUAUUUUAAUUCUCAAAACAAAAUCUAUAUAGGUUCUGUUCUGUAUAUUAGGAGAUGGUUAACUGGGAUUCUAGAAUGAUUAAAAACAUUACCAGAAUGUAAUUUUGAAUGAAUCAUUAAAAUCAUGCAAAGGGACAUAAAUUUGAAGGAGAAACUGAAGAAUUGAUAUAAAGAAGCUCUUUGAUCAGAAUGUUAAAUGUUUUUUAAUAAAAUGCCACUUCGCCUACUGAAGAAUACAUUCAUUGUUCAAAAUCAAUAUUUAUCUUCCAAUGGAUGCAAGAAGCUACCUGAGAAAUUAACUACAUUCGAUCAAAUGCCAUAUCUUGUUAUUUUACUCCUUUCCAUAUUUUAUAUUUAAAAUGCAUUAAAGAUACAAAUACUAAGAUAUUGAUAUAUUUUUUUCAGUAAAUAAUAAUUGAACAAUUUAUAUGUGACAGGUGAAAUAAUUAUUUUUGUUCUGGAUGGGUGUGACAAUUAGUUCUGUUAAAAGAGCAAUAGAAAAAUUUUUGUGUUAUAAAUAGUAAUUAAAUAAUUCAGGACAAUGAUAAGUAAAAACUGCAUUUAUCUGUCCUAAACUAAAAUGGAAAAAUAAAUUUAACUA